This is a messenger RNA of Nannochloropsis gaditana CCMP526, 333 nucleotides long. RefSeq lists its product as uncharacterized. The annotation marks the transcript as partial. The record is from RefSeq and is a predicted model, not a curated record. The transcript is spliced from 3 exons.
AAACAAAGACCUGGCAUCCCCGCGGAUAUCCCACUGCCUCGGGACAGAAAGAGUGGGUUUGGCGUCGCAAACGUCCCACAGACACUUCUUAACGGCAUCAGCAUGAUUUUUGAUGCAAAUCACGUAGUUCUCGACUAUGCUACGGGUGACUAUCGGGCCAAGGUGCUGGGACCGCCCUAUUCUGCCGCCCGGGCAUCGGGGUUAUCAGGAAACGACCGCGCCGAGCUUGUUCAAGGACCACACGCUGUGGAACACCAGAAGCCGCACCCACAAGCACGACGAGGCAGUCCUCCGGCUCGAACCUCCAGAGAAUACCCUCCUCCCUCCUCCUCC